Messenger RNA from Ceratosolen solmsi marchali, 631 nucleotides. It is a transcript of the gene IscU, whose product is annotated as Iron-sulfur cluster assembly enzyme. Lineage: Eukaryota; Metazoa; Arthropoda; Insecta; Hymenoptera; Agaonidae. The record is from RefSeq and is a predicted model, not a curated record. Gene Ontology annotation, molecular function: iron ion binding; iron-sulfur cluster binding. The transcript has 4 exons. Gene Ontology annotation, biological process: iron-sulfur cluster assembly. Bases 137 to 616 code for a protein of 159 amino acids.
CGUAUAUUUUUACGUAAGUGUUUGUGCUUAGCAUUGUAUACUAACAAUGAACAGACUAUUUGUAGUAGACUUGUCAAAGAUCAGUGGCGCAUUGAAGAAGAAACUUUUUUAAGAAAAUUUGUUAUUAUUAAUUGAAAUGGCUUUGUGGCGCAUUUUGCCACCCAAGCUUAUAGAAUUAUCGAAAUAUACUUUAUCAAAAACACCAUGUCUUUACUAUCAUCCAAAAGUCUUAGAUCAUUAUGAUAAUCCUAGAAACGUAGGAAGUUUGGACAAAAAUGAUGAAAGCGUAGGAACAGGUUUAGUUGGAGCACCAGCAUGCGGAGAUGUUAUGAAACUUCAAAUUAAAGUUGAUGAUAAUGGUAAAAUCAUUGAUGCUAAGUUUAAAACUUUUGGAUGUGGUUCAGCCAUUGCAUCUAGUUCAUUAGCAACAGAAUGGGUUAAAGGAAAAACGGUUGAUGAAGCCUUAAAAUUGAAAAAUACUGAUAUUGCUAAGGAGCUUAGUCUCCCACCCGUUAAGCUGCAUUGUUCAAUGCUUGCAGAGGAUGCAAUUAAAGCUGCAUUGUCAGAUUAUAGAAUUAAACAACAAUCAAAGACAAGUGAUAAAUCUGACAAAUAAAAUUGUAUCCAAUUA